Triticum turgidum subsp. durum (durum wheat) is the source of this 735-nucleotide messenger RNA. NCBI's taxonomy places the organism in Eukaryota, Viridiplantae, Streptophyta, Magnoliopsida, Poales, Poaceae. The record is from the annotation of a GenBank genome assembly.
AUGCGCGCUUGCAUCCGUGACGAUUCAGGGCCGCCCCCAGACGACGAGAGGAAAGGAGGAAGCGAGCGAGCGGCGGAGAGGAGAGGAGCAGCAGCCAUGGCGACCACUCUCUCGUUAUCUUCUCCCCUCUUCCUCGCCACUCCGCCCAGAGCUAGACAUGUGGUUUCAGCUGGUCCAUCAUGGAGCACUGCAAAUCUACCAUGCAAGGGGCAUUUUGCUGGUAUGAGGAGACAGGGCCGGAAGCAACACCGAAGCACACCAAUAGUAUCUCUGUUUGGGAGAAAGACCGCGAAGAAGACCACCAGAGAAACGGUCGUCCCGGACCCAGACUAUCGGUUACCGAUCGCUAUACUUGGGAUAUCUGGUGUGUUUGCAUAUGCAGACAAUCUUCUUGCCGCUGCACCUGUAGGCCUACUGGGGCUGCUUCUCUUGUUUCAGACUACUAGAGUUAGGUUCGUCUUUGAUGAUGAUUCCCUGGAAGUGAAAGUGGGCAAUCAGCUGCAGGAGUCAGGCGAAAACGUGUUUGUUGGUGGCAAGAACCGUUGGAAGUACUCAACAUUUGUGAACUGGGAACUAUGGUGGCCGCAAUUUCCUAUCCUAGUUUACUUCAAAGAGACCCAAACAAAACCCGAAGGCCAAAUUCAUUUCUUCCCAGUGAUUUUCAACGGCCGACAACUCUAUGAUAUCAUGGUGGAGCGCGCUGGAUCAUCGGAAACAAGUGGGCCUGGUCCUUGA